UUGAAUAGAGAGCCUGCGGAGCACUCUUUUGUUCAGUAGCGCUCAGCUGCUGGAGAGGUGAGCACCACUCUGGCUGGCGCUCAUCCACUCAUCGCUGCUGCUGAUUCGACAAGUCCCCGAAAGACGCAAGGACACGUCUCUGCAUCCAGGCGCACUGCACACGAAACGACACAGACCCUGUCUCCCUGUCUGACAGAAAUUCCUCGGACUCGCGGGGCUUUUACGCGUCUCUUGGAUGGUUCAGCUUCCCUGACUGUGGCGCUACCACCUGCACUGUAUCACACAGACGCUCCUGUAAAGCUGCGGCAUCGCUCUACAUUCCUGUAGACGGGACCUGACUUGAUCUGAAAGGUGAAGGUGCAGCAGGAUGCAGGGCUUACUGCCUGUUUGUGGACCGCAGCUCCUGCUGGCCCUCCUUCUGCUUCAAACUGCGGUCUGGGGCUUAACCAGUGCAGAUACAGUGGUGAAUAUGCGGAAGGUUACCCAUCAGACCAUAAGUGAGGAGCUUUCUAAAACAGUUCUGCUCCCUUGCCUCUUCACCCUCCGCCCCAGUGCUGGUUCAUUCCAUGAGCCGCCCAGAAUCAAGUGGACUAAGGUUUGGGGCCAAAGAGGCUCUGAUGGCCUGCAAAAGGAACAGUCAGUCCUGGUGGCCAAAGACAAUGUGGUCAAGGUGAAGAAGGCCUUCCAGGGUCGUGUCACACUGCCUGGUUAUAAUAAGAACCGCUACAAUGCCAGUCUCGCUCUGACUGGGCUGCGCUCUAGCGACUCUGGUCUAUAUCGGUGUGAGGUAGUGGUGGGCAUUAAUGAUGAGCAGGACACAGUUCCUCUGGAGGUCACAGGUGUGGUAUUCCACUACCGGGCCCCUCAUGACCGCUAUGCCCUGACCUUUGCUGAUGCCAAGAGGGUGUGCAUGGAGAACUCAGCGGCCAUCGCAACACCUGGUCAGCUGCAGGCUACCUUUGCUGAUGGCUAUGACAACUGUGACGCUGGCUGGCUUUCUGACCAGACUGUACGGUAUCCCAUCCAGUCACCACGGCCAGGUUGCUAUGGGGAUUGUGAGGACUCACCUGGAGUUCGUAACUACGGCAAUAGGUCCCCUGAUGAGCUGUUUGAUGUCUACUGUUUUGCUAAGCGUCUUCAAGGUGAGGUUUUUCACUCCACAGUGCCAGAGAAGCUGAGCCUUGCCACCGCCUCCACUCACUGCCAUUCCUUGGGAGCCCAGCUGGCUACUGUUGGGCAGCUCUUCCUCGCCUGGCAGGCUGGUCUUGACCAGUGUGAUCCCGGCUGGCUCGCUGAUGGCAGCGUUCGCUAUCCCAUCAACGUCCCGCGGAAGAACUGCGGCGGAGACGAGCCUGGGGUACGGACUGUCUACAACAACCCGAACCGGACUGGGUUUCCUGACACCGCAGCUCUGUUUGAUGCCUACUGCUACCGAGCCCACCAGCCAGCAGGGGUGCAGGCUGCGGAGCCACAGCCUUUGUAUCAGACACCUCACCUGGCAGCAGAGGCCAUGUCCUUAUUAACCGAAGCCCAGGAUAGUGCCUCUAUUCCUAAGACUUCCACCUGGACUGGCCUUGUUGACUUAGAUGAAGUACGAGUCCCGUCCAUUGCUGGAAUCAACAACUCAUCUGAGAUCUCCGAAGAGCAUGUGAUCACCCACUUAAGGCCUGAGGAGGGUUGGGAUGAAACUCAGGAUGGACCUGGAACGCCAGAACCCAGCCAGAAUGAGUCACACAGCUUAAAUAACAGCAAGACUCUGGGCGUUUCUGACCUUGAAACCUUCGAGAAGCAUGGAGGCUCUGCCCAUGAGGAAGAAGAUGGAAGCUACUUUGGAUCUGAGACCCCAACAUUAUCCUCAAUUUCUACUUCCACGCCCCAAGUUCAAACCAGUAAUAGUAUUCUGACUGACUUUGUUAACACUCUUAUGAGGCCUUUUAGAUACUGGACUCAGAGUGAGGAAGGCGAUGAUACAGAGAAAACACCCAUGGUGCCAGACGAAAAGACAACAAAUAACCAAACACAGGGGGAAGCGCCCAGCAGGAACCCAAGUUUUCCAAAACCCAGUGGGAAAAAGGGCAGCAUAGAUAAUGCCAUUAUGGAGCACAGAAGUGGCACUUUUUCUUUCAGGAGUCCGGUGACUGAGCUGCAGAACUCAGAAGAAGGUCUUUCCAGUGAGGAGAAAGAGGUGAUGCCAUUGAUUCAGUUAGUACCUGCAGUCCAAAGCACAGAGGCAAGUGGUACGAGCAGCCCUCCAGGAGAGAGAACAACGAGCCCCAUCGCUGACCACACUCAAUCUGCUGUUAAAGAAAUCCCUGAAUCGGAUCCCACUGAGAGCUCACCAUCCAGUGAACAUGUCAACUUCUCCAGUCUUCAGGGUCUCAGGCGACACCCUACCUUUGUUCCUGCUCCCAGCUCCCAGUUUCAGUGGGCCAUCAAAUCAAUGCGCAUUCCCAAACUAGGCCUUCCUAAAAAUGUGGGCUAUGUGGGUAAAAAACCCACCUGGGAGCCAAUGGAAGCUAAAGCAGGACCCAUUGAGAUGAUGACCCUGCCUACCUUCCUUCGACAGGACUACACAGAUAAUUAUUCAGGUGAAGGCAAAGAGCAGGAUACAGAGAAUGUCAAUACUCCAACUGCCAGAAGCGCAUCAGGAGAGGAGAAAGUGAUAGAGGGUAGUGGAGAAGGGAGCAACGUGGCGGAUGGAUUUGGAGUGAAAGACAACAAUUUGGACAGCAGUGGCAUCAAAGUGAUUACUGAGUCGAAAUCUUCACUCAGCCACAGUGAUUUUGCCACUGUGACUGAGCGCACAACUCUGUCCCACUGGCAGCUGGUGGAACAGCCCACCACCCCACCUCAGGUCUCCCAGGAAACAGAGUCAGCAGAGGAGGCUAGGGGCGAGAUCUUCUAUAUUCACAGGCCUACUGACAAGCUCUCAUCUACCUCCUCACACAGCGGGGAAGUUAGUUCAAACUCCGGAUUCACCCCAGUUUAUAGAAAAGACAGUAAAGAUACAAGCACUGAUGAGGUGAUGAUUACUGCACAUGAGGCUUUGAUAGAGAUGCUGACAACUUCUGAAAUGACGACGGCAGAGCUUCUGGGCAGAGAUGCACAGACAGUGGAUCCUGCUACCACAGCAGCCACUAUAGAAAAUAGAUCUUAUACAGAGGAGCCAUCUAUUUCCAUUUCAUGGGCUCAGGAAGACAAGGAGAAAGCUACAAGUUUCCCCAACAUGCAGGGCCUCUCAUCGACUCCCUCACCCGAAGGAGCAUCCACAACCACUUCUGGAGUCAUUCACUUGACUACUGCCGUAUCAGACAUCAAGGUUGCUGCUACAGAAAUGGAAUCCAGAUCUGCCGUUUCUGAGUCUUUUGUUGUGGGAAGCCAUUGGACGCCAUUCAAGGGCUUAAAGUCAGAGGAACAUAAAACCCCGCCAACAACAGAAGAUACUGGUACAAAGAAUCCUUUUGGCAUUCUUGUACCCAGCUGGGAAUUUGGGCUCAUCCCAUCAGUGGAGAGUAAUCCAUGCCAGACCAAUCCUUGCCUCCAUGGUGGAAGCUGCCUGCAGGAAGGGGAUGGUUACAGUUGCUACUGUCCUCAGGGGUUCUCUGGAGAGAGCUGUGAGAUCGACAUUGAUGACUGCCAGUCGAAUCCAUGUCAGAACGGAGGAACCUGCAUCGAUGAGAUCAACUCUUUUGUGUGUCUUUGUCUGCCCAGCUAUGGUGGCGCUACUUGCGAAAAAGACACCGAAGGCUGCGAGCACACAUGGAGGAAGUUUCAUGGCCACUGCUACAGAUAUUUCACACGCAGACACACCUGGGAGGACGCUGAGAAAGACUGCAGGGAGCACAAUGGCCACCUUGCCAGUAUCCACAGUGUGGCUGAGCAGAACUUCAUCAGAGGUCUAAGCCAUGACAACACCUGGAUUGGGCUGAAUGAUCGGACAGUAGAAGAUGAUUUUCAGUGGACUGACAAGAUGGACCUGCAAUAUGAGAACUGGCGUGAAAACCAGCCAGACAACUUCUUUGCUGGAGGAGAAGACUGUGUGGUGAUGAUUGCUCAUGAGAAUGGCAAAUGGAAUGACGUGCCCUGCAACUACAAUCUGCCCUACGUCUGCAAGAAGGGAACAGUGCUUUGCGGGGCCCCUCCAACUGUGGAUAAUGCCUUCCUGAUUGGUCGGAAGCGUACCCACUAUGACAUCCACUCAGUAGUGCGUUACCAGUGCGCCGAUGGUUUCCUGCAGCGGCACGUGCCCACUGCUAAGUGUCGUGCUAACGGCAAAUGGGACCGACCUAAAAUCAUCUGCAUAAAAUCCCGGCGAGCUCACCGUUACCGGCGCCACCACCACAAGACCAGGAGAGAGCGCAGAAAGCACAAGAGGCACAGCCACAGAGAGGGAGGCCACCACGGCAGAGAGGGAGGCCAGGGUCACAACCACGCCCGCUUCUGAACCAAAAAAACCAUCAUCCCCCCCCCUUUUUCUCCUCUGCUGCCAGCUGCAGUUUGCCUGUCUCCCUGUCGUCCCCAUUUCCCCAAACAGUUCUUCACAAUAACAGCCCAAAACUCUCUGACCAAGCCGCCUCCCUCCGGCCUUGUCCCGCACUGCAUUGUCCUGCCCUUAGCUCUCCAAGUCAGCCUGUAUCAUAGUCAACUGCAUCAACAGGACAAUAAUAAAUCCCUUUGUACUCUUUUUACUUUCCUUUCUCGGUCCGACGUUCUGGUCAUACCCUUGCUGUCUCUUACCUACCUUCUUUCUUGACCCACUUACUCUCCCCUCGAGCUCAACGAUGACCUGAAACAUGGGGCUACGCUGACCUGUUUUUAAAAAAAAAAAAUCUUUGAGAGCCACACUGAACAUUCUUCAGAGAGAAGUUCCUAAAUAGGGAUUACAUCAUUGAAUUUGCUGUAUCAAAAUCAGACGAGUCAAGGAAGACAUUGUGUUGUUGACUUGAGCCUUUUGUCUGUUGAACACAUAGUUAUUUUUUACAAAUACUCAGUGUUUAUUUCUUGACUCUGCUGCUUUUGGUUCGCUCUUUGUAAGGCAUUGUACUUGACUUAAAGCGACGCUGAGUUGUUCCGAAACAGAUUUAAUUGAUUUUCUUUCAUUCAGAAGCAGUUGUAGUUGAAUUAUUUUAAUUGUUAGCGUUGUAUCUUCUUGUCAGUGUGAGACCAUUACUUUAGAUCAGAUGCUUGACCCCAGAGGAAAAUGGAAAUCGCAUCCCUUCCCAUUGCAGUUUCAGCACAUCACAUCACACAUCAGUCACUUUUCAGAAGUGUUGAACAAUAUCAAACACCUCCUGCUGCGUCAUACAUCCACACCUGUCAUUGUAGAGGGGGAAUCUGAACGUUUGAUGUCAGCUUGUCUCAACUCAGCUCAGCAGUCCCGCAUUUGCUUUGUCUUUUUUCACAAUUUGAGCUGCUGUGGGAUUGUGUGUUGUGAAUUAAUCAAGGUGAUGCAGCAGGGUGAAGAGCCUAUCACGUAUCUGCUUCGCCUUUAUUUUGAAGGUUUACUGCUGUUUUUGCUGCAUUGUGUAUUCAACAAAAGUAUGGGUACAUUCAUAUUGGGGUGUGUCAGACCAAGGACUGCAUUAGCUAGGUGCAUAAGUAUUAUUCAGUCCCUCUCUGAGUGAUAUUGUCCUAUUGUUCAAUUUUGCAAUUAAUUUUAUGUAGACGUGCAAAUGAUUAGCAAACAUGGCAGUGAGAUCACACUUUUAUAUAUCACAAAAACACAGGACUUUCUUUCAUCAGGACAACAGGUCAAGAAAAGUAAAACGCUGAUUUGGCCAUUAAUACAGGGGGAAAUGUUGCUAUAGAAACAAACUUAAAUCUUCACUCCCAGGUAGUUUAAAACAUAUGUUUUAAAAGCAUCCACUUUUUUUAUCUGUUUGUCCAGCUUAUGCUACAGUCACACUAGGGAAAACAGGGACAACAAAAUUAUUGGGACAGUUUACAAUUAACUUGCAACCUCGCUGCCUUUAAAACAGUUGUUUCGAAGACUGAAAUCUGGCCCGUGACCAUUUGCACUCAGUUGCCAUCUUCAAAGUAACUUUGGUUUGACAAGACAGAGAUAAACUGGAAAUAAGCUUAUCCCAGGUGUUAUAUGGGUAGAGCCAGGGUACUCCGAGCACAUGUCCCAUCAAAGGGCUAACACAGAGACACAGACAACCACACCCUCUCACAUCCACACCAGUUUGGAAAAUCCUCAGAGGCACAGGGAGAACUUCCAAACUGCACGUAGACACCCACGCUCACCAUGAGGUUCAAAUCAAGAGCCAUAUUGCAGUGAGACAACAGUGUAACCACUGUGCCACAACCUUUUCAUGGCUAACAGUUCGGGAUUUGUUUGUCUCAAUUUUUAAACAUCCAGCCUUUGUAGGGCAUUAUUAGCAGUGAGUAGUUAAAAGUUAGCUAGCUGCCUGCUAGAUUUGUAUCAUUUCAUUAGGUUUUUAAAAAAAAAAAUUAUUAUUAUUUUACUGAAAACAGCCAGUUGCUGCUUGUGGAAAGAGUGCUGAUGAGACUGAACCAAAAAGUAAAGUUAGGGGCUACAAAGAUUCAAUCUCUCAGAUGCUCUGAAAAUAUUAGUGAUUUUUGUCUGUGUUUGUCACUGAAAUCAUAAUUUGAUCGGUUGUCAUAACACUGAUAUUCAGAACAAGGUUUAAAGAUUAAAGGACUGAAGAUGUACAUUUUUGUAGUGUAGUCUUCAGCCUUAACCAGCCCUCUGAAGCAGGAAGAAUUGAGCAAGUAGUGGGAAACAAGCACGACAACAAGCUGAGAUUGUUGCAUCAUGAAUCAGAGCUUUGUGCAGAGUAUGAGGAUGAAUAUGAUGCAGAGGAGACGGAGACAACAAGCUCUUGCUCGUCUCGUGUCUGUCUAUGUGGAUGCCGCAUGUGUGCGUUAUGGCUGAAGACGCCGACAAUGGCUGAGGUCCCAGUGGAUGACGAUAUAAAGGAUCAGCAGAGAUUAAGGCUUGCCAUUUCUGGAGUCUCGCAGCUGUUCACACCUGAGCUCGCCCCUGUCGUGUCUCCUCUUUUAAAGAGGGGAUUGAGAUGGAUAGAACAAGCACUUUGCUCCCUUUUUCUUCCCCUUUACUGCCAGGUUAAAUUGCUGUUUUUUAAAGCCAGCACUUGGGGUUAGAGCUUCUGGGAUUACACCCCAGCACUUUUAUCCCUCGUUUCUCUAUCUCGUUAUACUUUUAUGAUCACCACCUAUACACUUUAGUACCUUUCAUCUUUGUCGGGAAGUGGACAAUAAGCACACCUAAAUUCAGUUUAACUUGUUUUUUAGUGGAGAAAGCGUAGACUCAGGGUUUUCAGCAGCCUCUCGCGCAUCUUAUGAAAACACUAAACCAGGAUCGGGUUAUAUAAAGUCACUUGAGGUAAGAAAAUCUAUCCUGCGCACAUAAAUCCCCCCCGCCUUUGUUUAUCUCCCCUCACCUUGGCAAUGACAACGCUCCUCCACAUGGAGAAGAAUAGUGAUCGUAGAUCCCUGUAUCAGUUUAAUUAAUCUGCUGCAUGCCUAAUUAACAAGUUGCAUUAUCUGCAGAACCCCAGAGCAGCCAUGACAAGGGGAAGGUUUUGCUGACGGACAGCGAAUGGAAAGUAAAGAGUGACAGACAGGAAGCCCAAAGAACUGUCAUAGCUGUCAAACAGCUGUCACUCGAUGAUGUCAGACUGAGACAAACUUCUUUUUUUCUGUCUUUCCUGUAAAAUAGACUGAUAAAAGAAAGCGGAUGAAUAAAAGGGCAGACCGAAGACCUAAUUCAAAUCAGAGUUGACACACAGGGACGGUUUAAUUACAGCUGCGUAAAGGUUGAGCUGUGUGACAGGACUAAAUUUUAAUGCGAUAAAGUGAUAAGGAAAUGAAUACAAGCCAGCUUCUAGUGGUUAAUAAGACUAGACAUUUGGGUUUAAGGAGAGUCUGACGACUGUCAAUUUUUCAUUGCCUCUGCAGAGAUUUUUAGGCCUUCCAAACAAGAUGCAGAAAAUAUAUUUAAAUCUUCUAUCCCACAUGAGUUGAUAGGUUGAUAUGUGUGGAAUUUCUACUGAUAAUGUUCCAUUUUUUAUUUUAAAAAAGAGAUAAGUCAGAAGUAUAAUAGACAGCACAUAAAAGAUCCGUUUGAAUUUAACGCAGAGCUUCGCCCUCUGGACUGAGGGUAAUGAACAAUUUAGCUUUUGCACAUCCGCUGGGACUGAGCUGGUCUUUUAAAGGUGGUUAACCUUUCUCACCGGCAGAGAGGAGAAAAAAAAAUCUUUCAAUGAAUUCAAACAGCCACACUUUCCCUCUUGAAAUUUCAAACAGUGUCUGUCUCUCUUUGCUUUUGACUCCUCCUUUUAAUCUCCUCCACCCACACUCCUCUCCUCUUCCCUCGUCGGGCUUUCUAGUCAGAGCCCCGAGGGCAGGCAAACAGAAAGCGACAAACUCUUAUAAUUGUGAGUGUUAAUUAUGAAGAUGAAUGAGUUAACAGCGGUCUCUGCCAGCUGUCUCUUGGCUCAGCACCACGCCUCGGGGGGGAAAGCAGCGGGCAAAACGCUGAACGUCUUCGCAGCCAGAAGGCCUCUUCUCAGGCUUAGCCACCUAUCGUAAUUGUUACCCACUUACUGAGUUCCGCAUACAUGAGAUAAGAAUUGGAUUGAUGGGAGUGCAGUGGCAUCUUCUUGUGCUUGUAGCUGUGACUGUCUGAUUGCCCUCUGUCUGAAUGUUGACAGCGGGAGCGCAGCUCGGUUAAAUUUGUUGUACAUGUUUUUGAUGAAGCACGUGCCUAGUUGGAAGAGUGUGACCGAGGCGGGUGCAGCAGCCUUCAUAAACACCAAUGUAAUUUCCAGUGUACGUAGAGGAAAAAAAAUCUAAUAUCCCAGCAUGAAAUUGCAGAUAAUAAAACAACGUUACAAGAGAAAAUCUUUCUAGGAUGACGACUUGAAGGCAUAGUUCACCCCAUUAUCAAAUAUACAUGUUUUUCCACUAUCCUUCUCAGAUUGCAUAUGGUCUGACUUACCCAGUUCUGUAGUUAUCUGCAACUGAGAGAUGGCUGCCUUCUCUCUCUAGAAUUAAAUGGAACUUGUAAUGACAAACUAUGCAUUUGAAAAACAUGGCAGCAAUGUAUUUUCUUUGCAGAAGUCACCACCUGUUAAUUAUUUAAAAGAAACACAUCCUGUAUCAGUUUGUCUGCCAAACUAUACCUCUAAAUUAAAGGAAGCUGCAUUAGUAUUCAGCUGAAGGAUCAUUAAUGUUUACAUCCUGUCACAGUGUCAUGGGCACAACCUCUUGUCACAGAUAUAUGCGUGCUUCCUUUUGCAAAGUGAUACUGCUGGCAAGGCUAUCUUGAUUAUAGAAAAAAUAUUUCUGAGGAAAAGACAUUGAAGCUUAGUUUUUCAAGGCGCUUCAAGCGCUACAAAACCAGCGCCAUCGUAGUUCUGUUAUAGUCGAGAAAACAAAAACAGCUGUUUAAGAGUUUAACAUCUGUAAAAUUGGGCAACUCAUAGUGUAAAUGGAAAGUAUCAGUCACUUUGCACAUACCUCGAGGAUUGAUCAGUUAAAUGCCUAAUAGUACUGUGAUGCCUAUUAGUGUUAUAAAUGAAUUUUCUGAGGAAUGAUCAGAGCCAUUAAUCAUAUUGCAGCGAUUUUCAUUUAAAGCGCUUUGUGCAACAGGCUGCUUUCACCCAUUCAAACACACAUUUAUAAAGUGCUUAUUCCAUACAUAAAGCAUUCACACAUCUGCACUCACACACUAGCGAGACUACGACUAGGACACCCUGACCUGCAGACUGGAGCAGCCAGAGGUCAAAGUCAAGUCUACCGCCUGUUUGCAAUGGCAAAGAGCGUAUGUUUGUGGGGAUGAAGGAAACCAAGAACUUCUUUCCCCCAUGUAUUGUAACAUCUUUCUGUUCUCUGGACCUGAUGCAUUUGAACAGGACACUCAUCAGUCAUGACAGCCUGAUAAGAGCAUUAGAGGCUGUUGUCCUUCCUCAAUCACACGCAGACAGACUAUUGAUUUCGUGAUUAGGCUGUCUGUCCUGGGUUCUUAUUAAGUCCGUCGAUGGCAUCGGCGGUACAAUUGCAUUGACUGACUGCUGAGCGUUUUUUAAAUGACAGGAAAACAGACUGGUGUAGCUUAUAGCACUCCUAUGUGUCCAUAAGACACUCCAGGUAGUAUCCUGUCCCAUAUGCAUACUACUACUCUCAUAACUCCCCAUCUCAAUCUCAUAACUAUCUCAUGAGGAUUUUUUUUAAACUUUCGCCUCCCUCCUGAGGACUGCUGCAUCACUUAUCUAACAUAGUGGAAACCACACUGCUGGUAUUUGUAUAACAUCGCAGCUCUGUCUGAUGCUGAGUUGAGACAAUUUAUCACUGUAAAGAAAAUGGUUGGGAUGGAUGGAUGAAUGAAGAUAUGUUACAGUGGGAUUAUGACAAACGCAAAGCAGGAAGCAGUGAAAAUGCUCCCUUUUCUCCUCUGUGAUAUAAAUACUCAAAGUUUUUUGUUAGAACAAUCCAUUUAAACUCUGGGUGUGUUUGUUGUUUAGCCUCUCUGGGCCAUAUUCACACAGCCUCUGUGGAUGAAAAACCCAUCGCCUGCUUUCUGUUCCUCUCGUCAGCUCACACGCUGCUGGUUUAUACCGCUGCAACAGAAAAACAAGAGGCGCUCGGUCAACAGGAGAGAUGGAAGCAAAGUAAUAGUUUGCCAAACUGACAAACAUCACUUCUUUGGCUCUGUUCCCUGCACAACACUUCAGUCUGUGUGUGUUCGUGUCGACUGUGAGCACAGACACAAUAUCGCUGACGCUGGGCUCAUCUACAGCUGUGUGAAUGUGGUCCACAAGUAUUUAUCCAUAUUUAUUGAUGUAUGUUCUUAUGAAUUCCAGUCCUGUCCCUGUAUUAUAUUCUUUACAAGACAAAUGAUCAUUAAAGGAAACCCUUGUUUGGA
Messenger RNA from Pundamilia nyererei, 10912 nucleotides. RefSeq names its product neurocan b (gene ncanb). NCBI's taxonomy places the organism in Eukaryota, Metazoa, Chordata, Actinopteri, Cichliformes, Cichlidae. Gene Ontology annotation, molecular function: hyaluronic acid binding; calcium ion binding. Gene Ontology annotation, biological process: skeletal system development; cell adhesion; positive regulation of neuroblast proliferation. The transcript has 16 exons. Gene Ontology annotation, cellular component: synapse; perineuronal net. Bases 368 to 4444 code for a protein of 1358 amino acids. The record is from RefSeq and is a predicted model, not a curated record.